AUGUGUUUACUGGCUCAGCUGAUCUGUCUGGCGCGGCAUGACCUUAUAUGUGGCGGGAUGUGUACGGCGCGGCAUGACCUUAUAUGUGGCGGGAUGUGUCUGGCGCGGCAUGACCUUAUAUGUGGCGGGAUGUGUCUGGCGCGGCAUGACCUUAUAUGUGGCGGGAUGUGUACGGCGCGGCAUGACCUUAUAUGUGGCGGGAUGUGUACGGCGCGGCAUGACCUUAUAUGUGGCAUGAUGUGUACGGCGCGGCAUGACCUUAUAUGUGGCAGGAUGUGUACGGCGCGGCAUGACCUUAUAUGUGGCAGGAUGUGUACGGCGCGGCAUGACCUUAUAUGUGGCAGGAUGUGUACGGCGCGGCAUGACCUUAUAUGUGGCGGGAUGUGUACGGCGCGGCAUGACCUUAUAUGUGGCGGGAUGUGUACGGCGCGGCAUGACCUUAUAUGUGGCGGGAUGUGUCUGGCGCGGCAUGACCUUAUAUGUGGCGGGAUGUGUACGGCGCGGCAUGACCUUAUAUGUGGCGGGAUGUGUACGGCGCGGCAUGACCUUAUAUGUGGCGGGAUGUGUCUGGCGCGGCAUGACCUUAUAUGUGGCGGGAUGUGCACGGCGCAGCGUGACCUUAUAUGUGGCGGGAUGUGUCUGGCGCGGCAUGACCUUAUAUGUGGCGGGAUGUGCACGGCGCAGCAUGACCUUAUAUGUGGCAGGAUGUGUAUGGCGCGGCAUGACCUUAUAUGUGGCGGGAUGUGUCUGGCGCGGCAUGACCUUAUAUGUGGCAGGAUGUGUACGGCGCGGCAUGACCUUAUAUGUGGCAGGAUGUGUACGGCGCAGCAUGACCUUAUAUGUGGCAGGAUGUGUACGGCGCGGCAUGACCUUAUAUGUGGCAGGAUGUGUACGGCGCGGCAUGACCUUAUAUGUGGCAGGAUGUGUACGGCGCAGCAUGACCUUAUAUGUGGCGGGAUGUGUAUGGCGCGGCAUGACCUUAUAUGUGGCAGGAUGUGCACGGCGCAGCGCCUUCAUGUGGGCGCCUUACCUGCACCUUUAUGUGCUGGUAGUCCUGUAGUCCUGUAG
Procambarus clarkii (red swamp crayfish) is the source of this 1068-nucleotide messenger RNA. Lineage: Eukaryota; Metazoa; Arthropoda; Malacostraca; Decapoda; Cambaridae. The record is from RefSeq and is a predicted model, not a curated record.